AUGGAACUUCCCAGCCGCGAUGAUAACUCGCAAGAUUGGCCCCGCGCUGGCUGCUGGCUGCACUGUUGUGUGCAAGACCCCGGGUGAAACCCCGUACACCGCCCUCGCCCUUGCUGAACUCGCCCAUCGCGCCGGGAUUCCUAAGGGCGUUGUCAACUUUGUCACAUCCCAUCAUAACACCCCAGCUAUUGGCGAGGCCAUGGCUACGUCCCCCAUCAUCAAAAAGCUCUCCUUCACGGGUUCCACCAAUGUCGGGAAGAUUCUGAUGAAACAAGCUUCGGGAACUUUGAAGAAGCUAUCCUUUGAGCUUGGUGGGAACGCGCCCUUCAUCGUCUUCGAUGACGCUGAUGUGGAUCUUGCCGUCACCGGCGCCAUUGCUUCCAAGUUCCGCUCGUCUGGCCAGACAUGUAUUUGCGCCAACCGGAUUUUUUUCAAGGUGGGCAACGGCUUCGCAGACGGCAUAACCCACGGUCCUCUCAUCCACGGUCGCGCCGUGGACAAGGUCCGCGAGCACGUUAAAGAUGCUCAGGACAAGGGCGCCAAGCUGACGGUCGGCGGGAGUCCUCUUCCGGAUGUCGGCGACAAUUUCUUCGAACCGACCGUGCUGACGGGCAUGAACUCCGAGAUGGCGCUUGCUUCUGAGGAGACAUUUGGCCCCGUCGCUGGCCUCUUCCCUUUCAAGUCGGAAGCUGAGGUUAUGAAGCUCGCCAACGAUACCAACGUCGGCCUCGCCGGAUAUGUAUACUCAAGAGAUUCGGCAAGAAUCUAUCGAGUCGCCGAGCAUCUCGAAGUUGGCAUGAUUGGGGUCAAUACUGGUCUGAUCUCUGAUACCGUUUCUCCGUUUGGGGGCGUAAAAGAGUCUGGCUUUGGAAGAGAGGGUUCCCUUUAUGGCAUCGAGGAGUUCCAAACCAUCAAGACCAUCACACUCGGUGGAAUGGGGACGAGCGACGGCCCGCAAGCAAAGCCCCUCGUCAUUGAACAAUUAAUAAUGCGGCGGAACCUUCUCAGACCGGCCUAUGGCCUCGGGAGAUCGGAGUUUUACCGAACCCACGACGCCACAAGAUGCUUCACGACAACACAGUUCUUCUCCAAUCCCGAGGCCGGCGACAAGCCUGCCAACGCGCGGCCAAAUUUCCAACAGCGGACCGAGCGAGCUUCCAAAGAGGUCAACGCCCUCCUAAAGGAGUCUUCCGCUAAGAAUGCCGGCCCCCGAGGCCCUGCUGGCGCGACGGGCGGCCCCACCCCGCGAGGAAAAUCAUCAACAUGA
Molecule: messenger RNA, 1267 nt
Organism: Parascedosporium putredinis
Lineage: Eukaryota; Fungi; Ascomycota; Sordariomycetes; Microascales; Microascaceae
Source: the annotation of a GenBank genome assembly